Notolabrus celidotus (New Zealand spotty) is the source of this 3096-nucleotide messenger RNA. RefSeq names its product RPA1 related single stranded DNA binding protein (gene radx). Gene Ontology annotation, molecular function: single-stranded DNA binding. Gene Ontology annotation, biological process: regulation of DNA repair. NCBI's taxonomy places the organism in Eukaryota, Metazoa, Chordata, Actinopteri, Labriformes, Labridae. The transcript is spliced from 15 exons. Gene Ontology annotation, cellular component: replication fork. Bases 329 to 2848 code for a protein of 839 amino acids. The record is from RefSeq and is a predicted model, not a curated record.
CAGUUACGGAUCACUCCCGGCUUCCGUACAGCGCGUCAGGAGCAGCGUGAUGACGUAAUCAAACAGCACCCGCGCUGUUUGAAACGUUGUUUUGUCAUACCAACGUAUUAUUUUAUCAAAACACCCUAAAAUAUCAGUUUUAUCCUGUAAAAUAGUUGUUGUAAAAUAGUUGUACAAUUUUAAAUCGAAUUUCCAGACCACACCUGGUCACUCGCGUGCGCUUAAAUACGAAGUUAUGCAGCUAGGCGUGAGUUAACGUUAGCUAGCAAACAAGCUAACAUGCUAUAUUUUGGUGACAGCUGCAUCAAACCCGUUUGGAUUCACCACAAUGGAGGAUGACUCUUCUUCCUCUUCUUCGGUGGUGACUGCUGUCUCUAAGGUGUCUUUCCUCCAGAGGACCUUGGAGCUGUCAUCCUCCACAAAGUGUCUGAAGCUACAGAGUGAGGAGGCUGCACCUGUCGCUGUCCUUUCUCUACAAAAGUAUUUAUCUGAACAAACUGAGGAGCAGCAGUCUGACAGCUUCAGCUAUGAUGUGACGGUCACUGACGGUGUGUGGCGAGCCAAGUGUUUUCUUCAUCACAGUUUGAACCACCUGGUGCAAACAAACACUCUGAAGACUGGGGCUGACAUCAGCAUCACACAGUGCUCCUUUGUUUACAAUGAGAGGAGACUGGGACAUGGGUACAUCUGUAUUGAAAAGCUCAACUGUGGCAUGGAUAGGUCUGCUGUUUUGUCCACAAUAAAGGAUGUCAGUUCAAUUCCCAUGCUGGUCAAACAUGGCAUGGAGAGGAGCAUGGAAUUGCAAAGUGAUGUUCCUCUGAAUGUGAGCCGCAAACAUUACCUGCCUCUGUGGAACAAUGACGACCCAGAAGGAGACAUCUGGACCCCAGAUUCACCCUCAUCCGACACAGUGCUGGAUGUGUCCAGGAUUACUCCUCUCAGUAGUCUGGAAUCAUCCUUUAGAAACAACUGGAAACCUCUUCCUCUUCUAGUGAAGAUAAUACACAAAUCCAGAUUACGCUAUUAUGGGAAGUUCGGGCUCAGGAUUGAUUACCCUUACCAGGCUUACUUUGAAGUUGCCGACCAGAGUGGGAUCAUGUCUCUUGUGCUUUGGAACGAACUCUGUCCUGAGUUUUACCAGAGACUGAAUGUAGGCACGGUGUUGUAUCUACAGAAUUACUCCUUAAAGCCGAGCUAUUCAAAGCGAUCACACCCACAAAUGGAUCAUCAUAGAAUGAAGGCCUUUAACGCUGUUGAAAUCUGCCUGAACCCUCGAAACCCGUCUUCAGUCGUUACUGUGAUCUCACCAAAGAGCGUACUGCCUCAGUGGGGACUGCCUGAGGUUUCCAAUCAGUUCAUCACCAGGUCAGAGCUGGAAAAUCUGUCCAACAAUUCAUCAUGUGAUGUCAUUUGCCUAGUAACAUUUGUUGGUCGUGUCGAAAGAGUGAAGAGUAAAAACAGUCAGGGUCCAGAAAAAUACUGGACCUAUCGCUGGAUUCAUGGAGUUGAUGGAACAUCUGAGCAACCUUUCAUCCUUGAGAUUUUUUCCUCUUCUCAACCAGACAUUUUCAGUCGAAUAUGCCCGAUGACAUACCUGGUGUGCACUCAGAUGAGAGUGUAUCAAGUGGAGGGCUCUUUGCUGUACCUCACCAGCAGUUGUGAGACAGAGACGUUCAUCACAGGCUACCACAAAGGUCAGCCGUAUGUGAGUGACCCCAAAGUGAAAAGCUUCAUCGCAUGGACCAAAACUCUGAAGGACAAUGUUAUUCUCCAUAAGACGACUGCUGGUGGUCAUUACUGCUACCCUCAUCCCCCACAGAAAUAUACCCAGUCAGUGACAGACACCUCAGCUCAAGCUCCUCUGGUUGCUUUGGCCGACUUAAAGAAGGAGUUGGAGACCCUGCAGUACAGAGAACACAAGAAACUUGCAAUUCAAGGACAGAUCACGGCAGUGCGCUACAUGAAACACCCCAAAUCCCCGGAGUCUAAAGGAGCAGAUGAAAAUGAGGUGCCGGCUGUUUCUAUUGAUGUGUGUGAGCAAGCCACACUCAGUCACUCCUCCGCAGCUGAGCAGACUUUGGGGGGAAAUUUGACUCCCUCUGCCGAGAAAACCUCACCAGAAAGAAAAAGGAGAAAGAGGACAAGGGAAGUCACACAAUCCUCCUUGAACAAUGGCUGCAUGCCAGAAAAAAGGAGAGCUCACAGUAAAGACACAGAGGAAGAACCACAAGAGCUGGAAGAAGAAAGUAACUCUGAUCCUGAGGUUCAGGAUCUGCAAAGUAAAGAUCAAGAUUCGGACGUGUUACCUUGGGAAAGCAGCAGGUGGCCGAAACAACGUCAAGAAGUGUGUGAAUAUUUAUGUCAAGGCGGUCUGUACCAGGACAGCCUCUCUCGAAGGUUCACGUUUGACGAUAAGGAUGUCCUCCUGCAGCAGAGUAACCUUCAGCCCACACGGUGGACACCAGAGAACAACACUGACCCCAUCCCAACUGUGGCUUGUUCAGGAUACUACCAAGUUACUAUUUUAGGCAUAAACAAGCAGAUCGCCGUUGAUGCUGCGUUUUUUCCUGUUGUGAGCUCAGAGGAGCCUCGGGCUGUCGGCCUCCCUCAGGAUCCACAUGGAAACACGAUGCUGUCCUGCCUGUUGUCGGGCUUCCUCUGUCCUCUCAUUGACUCUGCAAACCACAGUGAAGUGACACAUCCGGAUCCAGAGGAGGUUCUGGUGACUUCCCAUGAACUGGAGGACACGCAUGUUGUGUGUAUUUUGGACCUCUGUCACCUGGGUGGAGAUCAGGUGGAGGUCUUUAUCAGCAGGGUGUACAGAGUGACAGAGGUUUGUCUUGACUAGGAUGCACAGGAGAGCAUUGGAGUUCUCCUGUUAUGACUAUAAUCAGCAUUCACUAAUCAUGUAGGAAGUUAUUUCUUAAAGAGGACAGAACAGCUGAUGACUUUAUCAACUAAACCUUUGUACUUGUAAAUAUCCUGAUGAUCUUUUUUACCAUGUACAGUAAAUGUUACACAAUGCUCCAGAUUAUGUGCUCAUAUUUUGAGAAGAGGAAAAUUUUUAAUAUUCAUUAAAUACAGACAAACAUUCAA